AUGAAGAUCCGCAUUGAGAAAUUGGGCCCCCGUACAGACACCAAUGUGGCCGGACCUGAAGAUCAGAAGGCACGAGCCCUCGAAUAUCUCGGGAAAAGAAACAACCUCGAGAUCGCGUGCAAACAACUGGCAGAGCUACUCAAGAUUGUCAAGUCCCUUCCUGAGUUAAGUAAAUACUUCCAAUCAGUCGAAUUGCAACACAACUCUGGCUCCGUCCAGUUUGAGCACUUGUGGACCAUAUUCCCUCCUGGGGAAAUCGUUUACUCGGAGCUGUUCAUGAAUGAGCCUCAGUUCUUCAUUGUCAAAGACUGUGACGCGGAGAAGGAUUCCGAAGAGUCACUUGGAGGAGGAGGAGGCCCCAACGAAGUGUCGUGGUCGAUGGUUGCUUGGGCCUAUGACUGGGACGGGAUUUACUUCAAGCGAGUUCCCGUGAAAUUCAAGUUUGAGCAAUAUGCGGGGAGUAAGGUCAUCAGCACACUCCAUUGCCACCCUCUCAAAUUCCACAAAUCAGAGAACAGUUCCCUGUCGGAUGAGAUGUUUCGAGAUAGCCUGGAAAAUUCCUUGUUUGAACGCGGAGAAAGGUUCACGGAAUUGUGUCUCAAGUCCAAGGGAUCGCAGAUGUUUGACUAUGACGGGUUCGCCCUAUCUCACGGCAGCGGUUUUCAGAAUCAGAUCGAAGAAGAUUAUGAUGCAAUGAUGAGGCGAUUUUCCAGCAGAGGCGGCCAGAGGAAUAGAGAGCGAAGACCUACGAAUCCACGUCGCAUCCAAGGCCGAGUCAUGGUUGACUUCGAAGCUUACCUACAUUACUCCCCCUUUCCAAGCAAUCCAGGACCCAUGGGAUCAGCAACCUUUUCUCGCAGAGACACUGAAUGCCGAUGCUCAAUCUGCGUUGCAAACGCCGCCUUGAGAGACAGCCAGAAGAUGAACUGGGACGGCUUGAAGACGCGAGAUCACUUUGAAGAUCUCCAAUUCAAACUUUGUCCGCCACGAGUACUGGGCUAUCACCUUGACUCAAGAACGUGGUUGGAGUUGAAUAUGGGGAGCUACUUUGCAAGCCAAAUUGAUGGUGCGCAAGCAUGGGAGAGCUGUCUCAAGGACAUCAAGGAGCUGCGUAGCUCUGACGCAUUCAAUAAGCUACAGCUUCUUCCAACGCAGAAGUCACUGAUCAAAGACCUGGUACGAUAUCACUCAAGUGGUACGAGUUCGAAGCCUAUGAUGACAGACAUCAUUAAAGGUAAAGGCAGAGGGCUCGUGAUACUACUUCAUGGCCCGCCAGGUAUUGGGAAGACUCUGACUGCAGAAAGCGUGGCCCAACUCGCCGGGAAGCCUCUCUUUUCUGUUGGUGUGUCCGACAUUGGACUCAAACCCGCGGAAGUAGAGCAAAAUCUAGAGGCACUCUUUGAGCUUGCGGCGAAUUGGCGGGCAGUACUGCUAUUUGACGAAGCUGACGUCUUCCUUGAAUCGCGAAGCAGUCACACAUCGGAUCUGAAUCGUAAUGCAUUAGUCUCAGUUCUGUUAAGGGUACUUGAGUAUUAUGACGGCAUAUUAAUACUCACGACAAAUCGGAUUACCCAAUUCGACAUCGCUGUGCAAAGCCGCGUGAAUCUUGGCAUCAAGUACGACGAUCUGCAACGCGAACAAAAGUUGGAAAUUUUCAAGAAUUUCAUCGAACAGCUCAAGCCUGACCAGGUGGAACAAAAAGACAAGAUUCUCAAGUGGUUCAGGGACGAGGAAGAGGCGAGAGACUGGACGGAUGGGCUCAACGGACGACAGAUCAGAAAUAUUUUAUUUUCUGCUGGCAGCUUGGCGCAAGAGGAUGGAGGAAAACUGAAACUGGAGCACAUAUCGAGGAUGGCGAAGAGCACUUGGAGGUUCCACGACAGCAUCAAAACAGUGGUGGAUGACGCACGCCGACGAGCUGAGGUUGGGAGAAAAUGA
Colletotrichum godetiae is the source of this 1938-nucleotide messenger RNA. Its product is annotated as P-loop containing nucleoside triphosphate hydrolase protein. The coding region runs from base 1 to 1938 and encodes 645 amino acids. The record is from RefSeq and is a predicted model, not a curated record. Lineage: Eukaryota; Fungi; Ascomycota; Sordariomycetes; Glomerellales; Glomerellaceae. Gene Ontology annotation, molecular function: ATP binding; ATP hydrolysis activity. The transcript has 2 exons.